This is a messenger RNA of Cariama cristata (Red-legged seriema), 1194 nucleotides long. RefSeq names its product centrosomal protein of 95 kDa-like. Lineage: Eukaryota; Metazoa; Chordata; Aves; Cariamiformes; Cariamidae. The transcript is spliced from 12 exons. The annotation marks the transcript as partial. Gene Ontology annotation, cellular component: centrosome; spindle pole. The record is from RefSeq and is a predicted model, not a curated record.
AUGGGUUGCCAAGCAGUGGAACAGGCUGCCCAGGGAAGUGAUUGGGUUGAUGUUGCCAACGAUCUUUUAAGGAGCUGUCACAUAAACCAGCACAUAAAACAUCUCUCAGAAUGUGGUGCUGAUGUGUUUGUUCGUAUUUAUGAGUCAAUCAUAGGAGAAAAAGUACCAGAUUUCAUAGCUAUUCCUAGAAGCCAAGAGGAUGAUGCACAUAAUGUACAAGCAGUAAUAGAUUCCCUGGCAUUGGACUAUUUGCAGGUCAGCUUGUCGCACAUCACUGGUGAAAAUAUUGUGAAAGGAGAAAGGGAAUCUAUCAGAAACCUCAUCGAAAUAUUUGAUGGUUUGUUAGAGUAUCUUACAGAAGAAGUCAGUGAAUCUGCUUCUCAGAAUGGAGAUGAGGCAAAUGUGGUAUCCAACACCGAAAUUCAAAUUGAAUCUCAAGAGCAGAUGGAAAGCAAUGCUGGUCAACUUGCGCAACCUUCAAUAUUCUCAUCAGUUGAAGGGUCCCAGUCAGAAUUUUUUGUUCCAUCUUCUGAUGUAGAUGGAUCAGAAUCUACCAGUGAAUUAAUUAGACUUGGAGAUACUGCUCAUUCAUUUUCCAAGAGAGGUGAAGGAUCAGUGGAGUCUGUUCAUACUACUGAACCACAAAAAGAGAGUUUGAGUGCCAGUGCUACAAAACUUGGGGAGCCUAUACAGCAAGCUAUUCCUUUGCUACCACCAUUCCAGCCUUUGGAAGCCAGACCUCAUUAUCCUGGAUGGAGAGAUUAUCACAGCUCAGCCAGCUGGUCAGCAGCUUUGUCUAACAAUCAAGGAAUGAAAAUUCCUACUCUUGAAAAGUCACUUACACAAAAAUCUGAAGAUGUUUCUGGUAGUCUUCCUCUAUCAAGGAAGAUCCCUGUGGGAGACAAGGUGGUAUCAAAUGAGGCUGAGGACAAUGUGGCAAAGAUUCCUCGGGUGUAUGGGAGUUCUACAUCUGCUUCCUCUUCACAUCAAAAACUGUCACUAUGUGCUGAAGAAGUAACACAAAUUCCAAGACUUGAAUUGAGGAAUGUGCAUAGAAAGAAAAGAUACGAAAAUUCUACCACAGAUUCACUCGAAGAGUCUCUUUCCCACAGAACAACAAAGGAAAAGCUAUCUGAGCAAGAGCUUCAUAAAGUGUCAGAAAAACUCUCUUGCAAGUUAAAUGAACUAGAUCUA